Molecule: messenger RNA, 4336 nt
Organism: Hippocampus zosterae (dwarf seahorse)
Lineage: Eukaryota; Metazoa; Chordata; Actinopteri; Syngnathiformes; Syngnathidae
Gene: ace
Product: angiotensin I converting enzyme (peptidyl-dipeptidase A) 1
Exons: 25
Coding region: 271-4119 (1282 amino acids)
Biological process (GO): proteolysis
Cellular component (GO): plasma membrane
Molecular function (GO): metallopeptidase activity; peptidyl-dipeptidase activity
Source: RefSeq, a predicted model, not a curated record
UGCCCGACUGGAGGAAAGCAGGGAGAGAGAGAGAGACGUAAGGCAUUGGUUUGCGGCGUGUUCAAGGGUGGGGAUUAUGUUCGCUGUCGUAAACGGGUGCAAGUGCAGCCUGCAGAGGCGUGUGGGCUGGGUCACACUUCUUCUUUAAAAGACACUUGCGGAGUUUGGUGACCAGUGGACAGGAGUUUCCGCGAGAGGCGUUCUCUCUAGUGUAUUUUGAUUUUCAUUUUUUUUUUUUUUUGUACUUACACUUGCUGCUGGGAGGCAGACAUGGACAAGUUUGUUUUGUCAGUGGCGUUGGUUCUGCAAGUGGUGCAGCACUGUGAUGCUCUGCCAGCCGGCUGGCUGCCAGGAGAGUAUUCCAACACGGCGGCCGAUGCCGUGAGGUUCCUCGGCGAUUACAACAGCACAGCGGAGGAGGUUUUCUUCUACAGCGUGUCGGCCAGCUGGAACUACAACACCAACUUGACACAGUACAACUCGCAACUGCAGGUAAACGCAUCCUUGGAGGAGCAAGCUUUCACCGAGGCCUGGGGUCUCAAGGCCAAGAGGGUGUUCACCCGUGAGCUGCUUGACACCCUUGACCCCAAGGACCAGAAACUGAUGAGCAACGUCAUGGUCCUCGGAGCCGCCAACCUGCCUCCGGAAGAAAGAGGGGAGUACAACACCAUCCUCAGCACCAUGGACAGUAUUUAUUCCACCGCUAAAGUGCAUCCGCAGCCCAACGUCAGCUGGAGCCUGGAACCUCAUCUCACCGACAUCAUGGCCAACUCCCGCAGCUACAAGAAGCUGCUGUACGCUUGGGAAGGUUGGCACAACGCGUCGGGCGUCCCCCUCAAGGCGUACUACCCGAAAUUUGUGCAGCUCAGCAAGAAAGCCUCACAAGCCGACGGAUUUAACGACACGGGGGCCUACUGGCGCUCUUGGUACGAGACGGGCAACUUCCAGGAAGUGAUCGAGCAGCUGUACAAAACAAUCGAACCGCUCUAUCAGCACCUGCACGCCUUCGUGCGCCGGCAACUCUACAAGCAGUACGGCCCCAAGUACAUCAACCUGCGAGGACCCAUCCCCGCUCAUCUGCUGGGAAACAUGUGGGCCCAGACCUGGAACAACAUCUACGGCUUGAUGAUACCGUUUCCUGACAAACCUAACAUGGAUGUGACUGGAGAAAUGCUCAAGCAAGGCUACAACGCGACGACCAUGUUUCGCGUUGCCGAGGAGUUCUUCACAUCUCUGGGUUUAGCCGAGAUGCCUCCAGAAUUCUGGCAGGAAUCCAUGCUGGAGAAGCCAGAUGAUCGAGAGGUUGUGUGUCACGCGUCCGCCUGGGACUUUUACAACCGCAAAGACUUCAGGAUCAAGCAGUGCACCACAGUCACGAUGGAGCAGCUCUUCACCGUCCACCACGAGAUGGGCCACGUGCAGUAUUACCUCCAGUACAAGGACCAACCCGUGGGCUUCCGCGGCGGGGCCAACCCCGGCUUUCACGAAGCCAUCGGCGACGUCCUAUCUCUGUCCGUCUCCACCCCCAAACACCUGAAGACCAUCGGACUGCUGCAGUCGGCGACGUCCGACCCUGAAUCCGACAUCAACUACCUGUUAAAGAUGGCACUGGAGAAGAUAGCCUUCCUUCCUUUUGGCUACCUUAUCGACCAAUGGAGAUGGGGCGUAUUUGGGGGCAACAUCCCCCCGGAGCGAUACAACGCAGAAUGGUGGUACCUCAGGACAAAAUAUCAAGGCAUCAGCCCACCCACCAAGCGGACCGAGGAGCACUUUGAUGCCGGCGCUAAAUUCCACAUUCCCGGAAACACACCGUACAUCAGGUAUUUUGUGAGCUUCAUCCUGCAGUUUCAGUUCCACGAAAAACUGUGCCAAGCGGCCAAACACACUGGACCCUUGCACACAUGCGACAUCUACCGCUCUGCCGAAGCAGGGGCCAUUUUAAAAAAAGUUCUUCAGGCGGGUUCCUCCAAACCUUGGCCUGAAGUGCUUCAAGAUGCCAUCGGGACGAACAAGAUGGACGCCGGCGCACUGAUGAGAUACUUUCAGCCCAUUAUCGAGUGGCUGGAAAAACAAAAUGUCAACGAGGUCCUGGGGUGGCCUGACUUCAACUGGGUACCGCCCAUUCCGGAGGGCUAUCCAGAGGACAUUGAUAAGAAUACAGAUGAGCUGGCUGCCAAGAAUCUUCUGGAUGAAUACAAUAGUACAGCGGAAGUGGUGUGGAAUGCCUAUACGGAAGCCUCCUGGGCGUACAACACUGACAUCAAUGAAGCCAACAAGCAGAACAUGCUCCAGAAGAACCUGGACAUGUCGGCCCACACGUUAAAAUACGGCCAACGGGCGCGGCGGUUCGACACGACGGACUUCCAGGAAGACGCAGUCAAACGCAUCAUCAAAAAACUCAGCGACAUCGAGAGGGCCGCGUUGCCGUCGGCGCAGCUUAAGGAGUACAACAAUCUCCUGUCCAACAUGGAGACCAAAUAUAGCGUAGCAGAAGUGUGCAGAGAUAAUGGCCAAUGCCACCCACUGGAUCCCGACCUUCAGAGGAUCAUGGCAGAGUCCAGAGAUUAUGAUGAGCUGCUAUUUGCCUGGAAGGGCUGGCGAGACGCAGCCGGCAAAGUACUUCGCUCGGAUUACGUGCGAUAUGUGGAACUGGCCAACCAAGCUGCCAGACUCAACGGUCACAGCGACAACGGCGCUUUCUGGCGCUCGCUGUACGAAACGCCGACCUUUGAGGAGGACCUGGAGAGACUGUGGAAAGAACUUGAGCCGCUCUACCUGAACGUGCACUCCUAUGUUCGCAGGGGUCUGUACAACAAGUACGGCCCUAAACGGGUCAACCCGAGGGGGCCCAUACCUGCUCACUUGCUCGGUAACAUGUGGGCGCAGACGUGGUCUGGCAUCAUGGAUCUGGUCAUGCCUUAUCCGCACGCCACGCAAGUUGACGCCACGCCGGCGAUGGUGGCAAAGGGCUGGAAUGCCAAAAGAAUGUUCCAGGAAUCAGAUAACUUUUUCACCUCUCUGGGGCUGCUGCCAAUGCCAAAAGAGUUCUGGGACAAAUCCAUGCUGGAGAAGCCCACCGACGGGCGCCAAGUGGUCUGCCACGCUUCCGCAUGGGACUUCUACAACAGAAAAGAUUUCAGAAUCAAACAGUGCACCGUUGUGACCAUGGAUGACUUGAUCACCGUCCAUCACGAAAUGGGCCACGUCCAGUACUUCCUGCAAUAUAAGGAUCAGCCCGUGGCGUUCCGCGGGGGCGCCAACCCUGGCUUCCACGAGGCCAUCGGCGAUGUCCUGGCUUUGUCCGUGUCCACACCCAAGCACCUGAAGAGUAUCGGCCUCCUGGACAAAGUGGAAAACAAUCACGAGAGUGACAUCAACUUUCUGAUGAACAUGGCACUUGAUAAAAUCGCCUUCCUGCCGUUUGGCUACCUGAUGGACCAGUGGAGAUGGAAAGUGUUUGACGGACGCAUCCCGCCGUCCGAUUACAAUAAAGAAUGGUGGAACCUCAGAAUGAAGUACCAAGGCCUGUGUCCACCCGUCCCCCGCGACGAGGACGACUUCGACCCAGGUGCAAAGUUCCACAUCCCGGCUAACGUUCCCUACGUGAGGUACUUUGUCAGCUUCAUUAUCCAGUUUCAGUUCCACAAGGCCCUGUGUGACGCUGCCAAGCACGUGGGGCCCCUGCACACGUGCGACAUUUACAAAUCGAAGGAGGCCGGGAAGCUGCUAGGAGACGUGAUGAAGCUGGGUUUCAGCAAGCCCUGGCCCGAGGCCAUGACCAUGAUCACAGGCGGGCCCAAGAUGAGCGCCAAACCACUCAUGGAGUAUUUCGAACCUCUCAUUAAAUGGCUGGAGCGAGAGAACGAUAAGAACGGGGACAUCCGCGGGUGGCCCGAUUACGACUGGAAGCCUUUAACGGGUGACGCCGAGGUGAAGACCAGCACGGUGGACUUCCUGGGAAUGAACGUGGACAGUGCGGCCGCCAUUGCGGGCCAGUGGGUCCUGCUGGUGCUGGGCCUGGUCCUGUUGGUUGCCACCAUCUUCCUGGCGUACAGAUACAGGAAGUCAAAGAGGUCCAACAUGUCGUUAUCAACGAUAGAGCUCAAGCAAAAAGACUGAGUGGCAACUGCAGCUUGGACGGAAACCAGCCUAAUGUGAAUAUCGGUGUUUUGUCAUUCUGUACAGCGCAUCUGAUCACAUUUGAUUUGAUAAUAUUCGUUUUGGGUCUGCCUCCCUAUUACGUCUUUUAUAUUUAUUGUAUACUCCAAUUAUAUAUUUGCAUAUGCAAAAAAAACAUUGCAAUUUUGUAAUUUAUUAGGAAUAUGUUAAUAUGUAG